This is a messenger RNA of Rubroshorea leprosula, 748 nucleotides long. Lineage: Eukaryota; Viridiplantae; Streptophyta; Magnoliopsida; Malvales; Dipterocarpaceae. The record is from the annotation of a GenBank genome assembly.
CACUACACCUCCUCCCCCUCGACGCAGCUUCAAUGGCGGACCGCUCCGUGUAUAACUUCUUCAGCCAGAGCCAACCUUCUGCGGUCAAACCCAAGAAGCAUGCAGCAGCUCCAUCCACCACCUCAUCUCCGCGACGUUUUCCUUGCUCCUACUGUCCCCGGGAGUUUGACACCUCUCAAGCUCUCGCCGGCCAUCAGAAUGCUCACAAGCCCGAGCGAGGCGCUACUCGGCAGGAGGCCAAACCCACCCAGCAUGCAGCCGGUCCGUCCACCAACUCAUCUCCGCGACGUUUUCGUUGCCACUACUGUCCCCGGGAGUUUGCCACCUCUCCAGCUCUCGCCGGCUAUCAGAAUGCUCACAAGCGCGAGCAAGCCGCUGCUGCUCGGCCAAACUUUCCGGUCGCCGACCAGCAGCAGCACCUUCCUUCGAGCCCAGUCCCUCGGAGCUUUCUGGGCGUUUCGACUGCUUAUGCUCUCUCCACUACCACUGAUGUGGAUGAUUCUGCCAAUAUGGACCUCACUCUCCGCCUGUGAAGGGCUUCAGACUGAAUGGUGAUGAAGGUUUUAUUAAUAAAAUGGGUUUUGAAGUUUGAUGAUGAGAGUUGGUUGGCAUUAUUCCUUCAUUCUUGUUCUUCCCAGCACGAGAGUGGUCUGCUACUAGGGAGAAGUCUUUUAUGUUUGAUUAAUGUGUGUGUAAUGUUUUAUGUAUGUAGGAGUAUACUCCAUUAAUUAAAUAAAGAAUAUUUAUU